Messenger RNA from Oncorhynchus tshawytscha (Chinook salmon), 6137 nucleotides. Its product is annotated as BRD4-interacting chromatin-remodeling complex-associated protein. Gene Ontology annotation, biological process: positive regulation of DNA-templated transcription. The transcript has 15 exons. The coding region runs from base 172 to 5574 and encodes 1800 amino acids. NCBI's taxonomy places the organism in Eukaryota, Metazoa, Chordata, Actinopteri, Salmoniformes, Salmonidae. Gene Ontology annotation, cellular component: SWI/SNF complex. The record is from RefSeq and is a predicted model, not a curated record.
AAGGUUCAUGGAAGGUUGAGGUAUUUUCGAUAGAAAGCACACGCAACAAUGAAUUUGAACAGGCGAAGUCAGCAGUCGUCUGUUUCCUGCCUGUAGCUGGGUCCUGUAUGGAAGCCCGUGCGAGGCUGUCCCGGAGACCCCGCGCUGCCUGCACCUCUCGUCUUGGUUGACAUGGACGAUGAAGAUGGCAGGUGCCUGCUAGAUGUCAUUUGUGACCCAGAAGCACUAAACGAUUUUCUUCAUGGAUUAGACACCCAUCUGGACACUGACGACCUAUUGGAUGGCUCGAGCGAUCCCUCCAGCUCUUUCUUCUCGGGCACUGGGUGCCACAUUCCAGAGGUCCUGCCCCCAGUCCAGCUGCUGUCCAAUGAGCAGCCAGUCUUGCCCCGGGUCAGUGUGGACCUGGACUUCCUGGAAGAUGAUGUCAUCCUGGGCGAGUCGCCGGGCGGUAGCGGUAGCAACACCAUGGAGCCAUGUGACAUCCUGCAGCAGAGCCUGGCGGAGGCUAACAUUACAGAGCAGAGCCUGCAGGAGGCCGAGGCAGAGCUGGACCUGGGCUCCUUCGACCUCACCAUGCCAGGUCUGACUCAGGUGGUCCAGACCCUGCCCUGUACAGAUAGCCUGACUGGGUCUGGAGGGCCCCCUGUGGGGGUGGGGCUCCCCAUCUUCCCUGAAGCUCCAGGCUCCUCCACCACCCCUCCCCAGGCCACAGCUGACAUGCUGGGCUCGGUGCUGGCCCAACAGGGCCUGGAGUUUGGGCCCCAGGUCAUGAACAAGGCCCAGACCAUCAGUAUGCAGCCUUUCAUUCAGCAGGUAGCAGGCCUGGGUAACGUCACCCUUCAGCCAAUCGCCUCCCUCCAGGCUCUACCUAACGGCUGUCAGUCAGGACACCUGGGACUGGGACAGAUACAGGUGAUGGGCCAGCCCACUGUGAUGACUAUGAACCAAUCAGGACAGCCCAUCCUGGCCAAGAGUAUGGGAGGAUACCAGCUGCACCAGCCUGGCCCCGAGGCACAGGGGGCAGGUGGGCAGGGCGGACUGGGAGGGGGACUUCUGAUCCAUGGGGGCAAAGCUACUCUGGGAUCUCCAGUUUUAAACGGCCCGGCGUUGGGCACUAACAGUAACGAUAGCACCAUAACUGCUGCUGGAAGCUUGGGUCAACAGGGGCAGAACCUGAUCAUCCAGCGAACCCCGACCCCCAUCCAGCCCAAACCCCCCCAGGGGGGCGCAGCCAUCCAGCCCAAACUGUUCAAGCAGCAGCAGGCUCAGCCCCACACCCUCCAGAAUGAUGCCAACAAGGCUCUUGCGGCUCAGGUCCCUGUCUCCGCUGCCCAGAAUGUAGCCUUCCUGACAGGCAAGCCUGGCGCCAAUGUGGUCCUGACCUCCCAGGCAGGGCUACGCCAACAGGCUCUGUUCAAACAGCAGACAGCCCACCACCCCUCUGGGAAAGCACUCAGUGUCCACCUGCUCAACCAGCCUGGCAGCAUCAUGCUGGGGGGGCAGAACCACCAGUUCCUCCUGCCACAGCAGCUAGCUGGGGGUCAGAUCCUCACACAGCACCCUGGGGGGCACAUCAUCACCUCCCGGGGGCCUGGGGGCCAGCUGAUAGCCAACCAGAUCCUGGCUCAGCACCAGAACAUCAACCUGGGCCAAGUGCUGACUUCUCAGGGCCACCCUCUGCUCCAGGGCCACAUCCAGCUGCAGCCGGGCCAGAUGGGGGUGGGACAUCAGCUCUUCCAGAUUCCUGUCACCCUCUCCCAGAGCCAGAGCCACCCAGUCACGGGCCACCAGGCCCACACAGUGAUCCAGGGCAUGCCCUUGCACAACUCCCUGGCCAUGCUGAGCCAGGUAGAAGGGUUGAGUCCUGCUGUCAGCCUGCAGCCCGCUCUGCAGCCACAGCCAGGGGGCGUUCCCAGCAGCGGGGUGGGUGGGGCUGCUGCCAUUGCACAGGGCCAGCCUGGGGGGAGUGUGCCGAUUCGGGGGAGUUCUACAGACCAGGCAGCCCACCCUGGACAAGCCCCUCAGCCCUCCUCCAUUCUCUCUAUGCAGGCUGGGCCCUCUGUCUCCAUGGCCAUGUCUGUCCCCUCCUCCUCUCCGUCCUUAUCUGUGUCCACCACACUGGUCCCCCACCUAGCCCAGCAGCACAGCCCCGGGAGCAGGGUGCUCUUCACGGGCCACCAGGGCUCCAGCAUGAUCCUCAGCCAGGAACACCUCCAGAUGUUCCUCCAGCAGGACCAGCGACAAACAGAGAAUGAUCCCGUCCCCACUGUGUCAGUGGGCGUGCCAGCGUCCGUUAUCGUCAGCAGCAACAGCAGCUUUGGCCAAGCCUCCUCGGGCCAUGACAGCCAAUUAGCUGAGACAGCAGUGGUAAACCAGAUGCCCCAGGCGGGUGGCCAGCAGCAGCAACUGAAGCUCCAGAGCCUGUCCCCCUCCCAGCCCCUCGCCUCCCACACUGCCCUUCCUCUGUCGGACAGCCCCCUGCCCUCCCCCCUCCACAUGCAUUCCCCCCAGUCCUGGCCCCCUUCUCAACCCCAGACCCCCGCCCGAUCCUGCACCCCCUCCUCUCUUCCCCAAUGUUCAUUAUCCAGAACCAGAUACCAGGCCACUCCCAGCCUGCCCCACAACAACAACAACAGAUACACCUCCAGCCCCGGCCCUCCCAGCCUGCUCUCUACGAACCGGAUGUCCCCCUCCCUCUCGCUCCCCCAAACCCCCCAGAUCCUCCAGGCCCCUCUGGCAGGGCUCCAGUUCACUGCUAGCCAGGUGGGGGACCCCGGGGGUGGGGUGUUGAAGACCCAGGUCUUAACAGCAGAGCGGCAGCACCGCCUGCAGCUGGUUGGUGCUCAGCCCUCUCCACAACAGAAACACCAGGUGCAACAGAACAUUCUACUACAGGCCAAAAGGCAGCAGCAAAGCCAGCCCCAACCCCAACCGCAUGGUGGUCAACAACAAGACGUGCCUGCUCCUCAGUCAUCUGUGCUGGUCAAGACUCCUGCCACAGCAUUCAAUGAUGUGUUGUCAGGAGCUCUUGUGACCCAGGGGGGCGUGGCUCCAGCUAACCAGCCUGGUCAACAGUCACUACACCAGGCUGUGCAGGUGGGGGGGAUGGAGUCCGUGUCAGGUCUGAGUCAGAUGACCUCUACACAGCAGACUUUCAGCCCUGGUCUGGCCUCUCUACAAACACAGACUGCUGCUAUGAAGUUGCCUUUCAGUAUGGCUAAACCCAGCAAGGAAGCCAGGAUGUUGGAACAGCUGAGGAAGCAGCAGGGCUCAGUCCUCCACCCAGACUACAGAUCUUCCUUCCAGUGCUUUGAAGACACCCUGACCGGCCUGGUGCCUUACCACCUCUACCAGGGCACUGCCACCCCACCACACGACUACGACAGAGGUACACACACCCUGACCCGCCUGGUGCCUUACCACCUCUACCAGGGCACCGCCACCGCACCACACGACUACCACAGAGUGGAUGAUGAGUUUGAGAGGGUUUCCAGCCAGCUCCUGAAGAGAACGCAGGCUAUGCUGGAUAAAUACAGACACCUCCUUUUUGAGGAAUCAACGCGCCUUGGCCCAUCAGCUGAGAUGGUAAUGAUGGACAGGAUGUUUAUUCAGGAAGAGAAGAUCUCUCUGGGACAGGACCGCAUCCUCGCCAGAGACAGGCCUGAUGAGUAUGUGGCCAACUCAAGGAUGAUGGAGAUUGAGAGUGGAGCUGCCAACAUGGCCCAGUCCAAGCUUCAGCUACAGUCCCAGCUCCACCAUAAGCCCCUGUCCCAUCCUCAGCCCCUGUCCCAGUCCCAUCCUCAGCCCCUGUCCCAGCCCCAUCCUCAGCUCCAUUCCGAGCCCCAGCUCCAGUCCGAGCCUCAUCCUCAGCCCCUGUCCCAGCCCCAUCCUGAACCCCUGUCCCAGCCCCAUCCUGAACCCCAGCCUCAUCCUGAACCCCUGUCCCAGCCCCAUCCUGAACCCCAGCCCCAUCCUGAACCCCAGCCCCAUCCUCAGCCCCUGUCCCAGCCCCAUCCUGAACCUCAGCCCCGUUCCCAGCCUCAGCCCCAUCCUCAGCCCCUGUCCCAGCCCCAUCCUGAACCCCAGCCCCAUCCUCAGCCCCUGUCCCAGCCCCAUCCUGAACCUCAGCCCCGUUCCCAGCCUCAGCCCCAGUGGUUUGAGCCCAGCCCCGUAAGGAGUGUUGUUGCCCCUGCUCCAGCCCCAACACCGAUCCAGGACCACUUCCCCUCCACCAAGCUGGUGAUAAAGCAGGGAGGAGCGGGGGCGUCUGUCUCCUGGUCCAGCUCCCCAGCUCCUGUGGCCAGGCCGGGGUCAGGGGUUAGACAGACAGCCGACACCCAGAGUCACAGCUCCUCCUUCAGCCGCGCUCCUCCACCUCCCUCCCGUCACUCACCCCACCACCCUUUCUCCUCCUCUCGUCCAGCUGAGGAUGAUGAUACUCUCCCCCGGAGGACCAGUAAACCCCCCAUGAAGACGUACGCCGCCCGCCCACGCAUCGGCUUGAAGCUCAAGAUCAAGCAGGAGGCGGGGUUUAGUAAGGUGGUGCAGAACACCGCCCUCGACCCGGUCCACACGCCAUCCACACCCAACCCUAAGCCACAGCCACUCCCUACCACCCUGCCCCACCCGGCGCCGCCACUCCCUACCACCCUGCCCCAACCGGCACCGGCACUCACUACCACCCUGCCCCAACCGGCACCGGCACUCCCUACCACCCUGCCCCAACCGGCACCGGCACUCCCUACCACCCUGCCCCACCCGGUGCCGGCACUCCCUACCCCACGACCCCAACCGGCGCCGGCACUCCCUACCCCACGACCCCAACCGGCGCCGGCACUCCCUACCCCACGACCCCAACCGACGCCGGCACUCCCUACCCCACGACCCCAACCGACGCCGGCACUCCCUACCACACGACCCCAACCGACGCCGGCACUCCCUAAAGCCCAAGCAGCAGCACGAGCCACGCCGCCUACUAUAACUGUCAUUAGGACUCCUCCCCCUAGCUGUAACACAGCCUCCUCAGCAAUGGUCUCCAUAGCAACCACACAGGCGACCCCCAGCCCACAGAGAGUCACAGCGCCCACAUCUUCCUCCACGGCUCAGAUGAACGGAGCGUUAGAACAUCACAAUGUGGGUGGAGUCAAGCGUAACACUGCCUCCACGGCCACUUCCCCUCAGACCACCUGCCGCCUGCCUCUACGGAAGACUUACCGGGAGAACAUCAGCCCCCGCGUCCGACCGGGCGUACCGGGAGGAGGAGGAGACAGUGUCCCGUACCCCCGUCCCUCCCCCUCGCCCCCCAAUUCUCCCCCCACCCUCCUCACCCUCUCCCUCCUCAGAGGGGACAGUGAUCACCAGCAUGAAGCUGGAGAAGAGAGGAGGCAGCCCCAGGGAGGGGGGCUCCCACACAGAGCUCAGCCGGGAGGCCCUGAGGCUGGGGAACUCCUCCCCCUCCUCUCCUGGCCUAGUGCAGGGCAUCACAAACACCCAGCAGCAUCUCUCAGACAGAGAGGAGGAGAGGGGGAGAGAAGGGGAUCAUUGGGACAGAGGGGCGGACAUGGGGAGGUAUAAGAGGGUGAGCAGUAAAAACCACCAGAGUUCAGGUGACGGCGGUGGGGGUGAUACGUUCAGAAUGGACCAGCAUGCCCCUGGGCCCCCUUCCUCGCCGCCAGACACUUCUUGUUACAGAGACUCAUCACUUCCUGCUAAGCGCUGUAAGUCAGACUCUCCUGUCAUGGACAACGCCUCCUUCUCCUCCGGCUCCCCGCCACACGAUGAGUCUCUUAACGAGCACCUGCAGUGUGCCAUCGACACCAUCCUCAACUUGCAGGGCCAGGACCAGGGGCCCACACCGCGCAGAGCCAAAGGGGGCUCCGUCAGGCCACACCACCACCACCACAGCCAGCGACCCACGGCCCCCCAGCCCUCCUCACACACAUACAGACCCUCAGUCUCCUCUUCAUCUUCAUCCUCUCUGGCCCAUCACUCUCAGGUUGGAGGCAGAGGACUGGUGCCACAGACUCACAGCAGAUAACACACACAACAGUUGGGACUGAAGAGAGGAGAGAGGAAUAACUCUCACUGCUCUGACAAGCUCAGUUGACCUUGUUUGUCCAUCUGAAUGUUGUUUACUU